GUGCGCCAGAAUUUUUGCUCAGAAAGCUUUCGAGAUUCGAGCGGUAAAGUCGUCUAAUACAGGAAUCCAUUCUUUACUAAGUAAUUAAAACAUCAUGAGUUCUUCGGAUAAGAUGAAUUACGAGUUCGUCGCGAACAAGCCGAUCAAAAGGAAGGAUACCCUUAAGUUUGUGCAAUUUACUGUUCACGCUAACUUAGUUACCAAGAAAUUGGGAACGAAGUAUAAUUCUGUAACUCAGAGAAAGCUGUUUCAUUACAAUAUCGUCCCGAAAGAGAAUACUAAUCUAAUUGUUAAACAUGGCGACCAUUCACAUUCCUUCUCUUCCAAAAGACCCAAAAUCGACAGGGACGGCGACACAACCAUGGAUGAAUCAGACACUGAGUCAACUAGUAGUAGAUAUAGAUUUAAUCUAUCCAAGCAACGAGUUGACCUCAUGAAGUGGCAAGCAGAUUUGCUCAAAGAUAUGUCACCCGAAGACCAGAAGGAUUUUUUGGAUCAAGAACUUGAAGAGUAUAUGCAGCAAGGAAGAGAGGAAGCAUCAUUAGAAGCUUCCAUAAAAUAUGAACCUGAUGAUGAAUAA
Messenger RNA from Ctenocephalides felis (cat flea), 580 nucleotides. RefSeq lists its product as uncharacterized. Bases 95 to 580 code for a protein of 161 amino acids. Lineage: Eukaryota; Metazoa; Arthropoda; Insecta; Siphonaptera; Pulicidae. The transcript has 4 exons. The record is from RefSeq and is a predicted model, not a curated record.